AUGCCAAUUCCAAGCAAACAUAUUGGCCGCUCUCAAAGCUGGGAUGCUUCAGGAUGGUAUGAAGGCAACUGGGAAAAUGAAAAUACAUUUGAAUACCAGCUACCGCCUGGGAGAAGGAAUUCUUUAACCUAUGGUGGCGAGGGAGCCUGGUAUGAGCAGCCAGCCCAUAGACCGCAUGAUAUCAUCUUGCCGGGAGGUGCUGAAAUGAAGCAGGAGCCAUAUCCAUUCCAGGAGCCAGUUUUUAACCAAGGUCCUUUACGGAAAAGUUCUGUUCCUGACUUCACAUACUACGAUAGACAGCCUGCAAUGUCUGCACGAAGUUCCUUGCCGCCUCAGGAUUACUACAGCGACCCAUCCUUAGCUGCCAGAUCACCUAAAGAUCCACGCUACUAUAGGGACCACAUGAUUAAUAGAUCAUUACCGAAUUAUGGCAUGCCACAGCCCAGUAACAGGUCGGCUUGGGAUCAGAUGCAAGUACGGUCGCCUGCCCCGCAUGAAGCAAACCGUCUGUACAGAGACCCUGUGUCUAAAAUGGUCCCUGAGGCACAGAGGAUGCGAAGCAGAGAUCCAUCUUCUGCAAGGUAUGGUGUUGAACCUCCCACGCUAAGAUAUGGAGCAGAACCUCCAACCUUUCCCAACCGUCAGCUUUAUAAUGACACAAUGGAUAGAUCUAUGGAUUCUGCAGCUGGUAGGCAGGUUACUCCAACGUGUUUAGUAGUUGAUCCAAAUUCAACCGCAGCUCCUGAUGGAAGUGUAGUUCUGUCUGCUACCCCUGUAAACCGUGGUUAUGGGCCAGUUAGGGAAAAUGUCAAUACAAAAGGACCUUAUGAUGGCUAUGAAACAGCCACAACUCCUUCCCAUGGACAGAUGACAACACCUUUUCCAGGACAGGAUAUUAAAAGGAACGUGGAUCCAGAGUUCUUAGCACUUAUGCGUUCUGAAGGAGUAUCUGAAAGUACACUCAAUUCCUUGCUACAGCAAGGGUUUGAUUCUCUGAACAUGCUGACAGUGAUGGAGGAUAAUGAUAUAAAAUCAGUUGCACCAAAUCUAGGGCAGGCAAGAGUCCUUUCUCGAAUUGCCCAUACUUAUAAAACAGAAAUGCAGUUGCAGAGGCAGGAUAGGAAAAGCACCACCAUCCGUCCCAGGCACAGAUCUAACAGCUUUAGUCAUCGAAGUGAAUUGCUCCAGAAUGAGUUUGGGAUGCACCCUGCCACCAGUCCUAUGGCAGAUGGGACAGCAAUGCACCAACCAUCAGCUACUUCUAUGCAACCGGUGUCACCGAGAGUAGCAGAAUUAACCCGUCGUCCUUCUAGUGCUCCAACACAGCAUCUUCUGGAAACUGCAUCUUACCCUGCCUCUGGGUUGCCUCGUCAGGUUGGUCCUUUUCUUCCUGGUUCUGGCUAUCCUGCUUCUAGCCCAUGUAAUAUGCAUAUUCGACAAGCAUCUGGCUAUUCUGCUCCCACUGGAAUAUCUAUGACUGCUCUGCAAACAAACCCACAUCCAAGUCCCAAAACAGCGUACUCAACCACAUAUACAGUACCCAUGGAGCUGAUGAAGAGGGAAAAGAAUCCUCCAUUAUCUCCAAUGCACAGUCCUCACAACAGUCCCCAACUUCUUCGAAAGCAAGGGGGGCAGAUAGAACCCAGCCUGGUGCAAGCAGGACCGAGUUUUCCAGUGCAGCACUCACCAUACCAGAAACCCACAAGACGUACAGGGCCACCAGUCAUUGUCUCCACCAUGGCAUCACCCGAGCCAAGUAUUCGCCCACAAAUAAUGAAUGGCCCGUUGCAUCCUCGUCCAUUGGUGGCUUUACUAGAUGGAAGAGAUUGCACAGUGGAGAUGCCAAUUUUGAAGGAUUUGGCUACUGUUGCAUUCUGUGAUGCGCAAUCAACUCAGGAAAUCCAUGAGAAGGUUUUAAAUGAAGCUGUUGGAGCAAUGAUGUACCACACUAUCACUCUCACCCGGGAAGACCUAGAGAAGUUCAAAGCCUUACGAGUUAUUGUUCGGAUAGGCAGCGGUUAUGACAACAUAGACAUCAAAGCUGCAGGGGAUCUUGGAAUUGCUGUUUGCAACAUCCCCUCAGCAGCAGUCGAAGAAACCGCAGAUUCCACUCUCUGCCAUGUCCUGAAUCUCUACAGGCGGAACACUUGGCUCUACCAGGCACUCAGAGAAGGGACUCGGGUGCAGAGUGUUGAACAGAUUCGGGAGGUGGCUUCUGGCGCAGCUCGUAUUAGAGGCGAAACUCUGGGUCUGAUUGGAUUCGGUCGAACUGCACAAGCAGUCGCUGUUCGGGCCAAGGCAUUUGGAUUCAACGUGAUCUUCUAUGACCCUUACCUGCAAGAUGGCAUCGAAAGGUCCCUGGGAGUCCAACGGGUCUACACGCUUCAGGAUUUGCUGUACCAGAGUGACUGUGUGUCGUUACAUUGUAACCUCAAUGAACACAAUCACCACCUCAUCAAUGACUUCACGAUUAAGCAGAUGAGACAGGGAGCAUUUUUGGUAAACACAGCACGUGGUGGUCUGGUGGAUGAAAAGGCCUUAACUCAAGCCCUGAAGGAAGGGAGGAUACGAGGGGCAGCACUGGAUGUGCAUGAAUCAGAACCAUUUAGCUUUGCUCAAGGGCCACUGAAAGAUGCUCCUAAUUUAAUUUGUACGCCACACACUGCUUGGUACAGUGAACAGGCCUCACUAGAGAUGAGAGAAGCCGCUGCAACAGAGAUACGCCGAGCUAUCACAGGUCGCAUCCCCGAAAGCCUACGAAACUGUGUGAACAAGGAAUUCUUUGUCACAGCAGCUCCUUGGUCAGUAAUAGAUCAGCAAGCUAUUCAUCCAGAGCUCAACGGUGCCACAUACAGAUAUCCCCCCGGCAUGGUGAGCGUCACACCAGGAGGAAUUCCGGCAGCUAUGGAAGGUAUUAUCCCGGGAGGGAUUCCUGUUACACAUACUCUUCCGACAGUGGCACAUCCUUCGCAGGCGCCAUCUCCUAACCAGCCCACAAAACAUGGGGACAACAGGGAACACCCCAAUGAGCAAUAGCAGAGAAUCUAAAGCACUCCAAUUUGGGACCAAGAGACAUUGGAAAAGAAAAAUUACUCACAAACUGACAGGAAUUUGAUACAAAAAAAGUUUGUAAGAUUGAUUUUUUUUUUUGGACUGAUGCAUCCUGAUGUUCCAGUGUUAAACAACAAAAAAACCCACAAAGAUAUGAGUCAAGACUUGGGGGAGGGACGGGGAACCCAGAAGUCACCUGCUUUCUGAAGCACUGAAAACUAGUAUUUGAUGAUACAUUAUUGAUCAGCUUAUGUUAUUGUGUGUUUAAGUUUCCUUCAUCCUUGCAUCAAUCACAAAAAUAAUGUGUAUUUCUUCUCAGUCCCUUGGGGGGAAAGCAGCCAAUUGAAGUAUCUGCUGCUUAAGAGCUUGUCCAGCUGUCCUAACAAAGCUUACAUGAUAUUAAGAGGAAACCAUCAUGUGACUUCAGCCCUUUCCUUCCUCACUUACCCGGCUUCUCCUUAUACAGCCUGAGGAAGGACAGCCCAGAGUUGGGGAGACAGUUUCGUUCAUUGCAAUUGUAUAUGGCCACUAAUGUAUUGGAAGGAUGCUAUUCAAGGUUAACUACACUUCUGUAGAUCAGGGGAAAGAAAAAGGCCCAUGUUAUCUAGCUGCCUUUUAAUCGCAGAAAUAUGCUUCUCCUACAAGAUGCACUUAAUAAAGUAGCUGUACAUUCAAUAACAUGUGCUGAUGAUGCAAAAAAAGUGUUAAGUCUCACAUUUAUACUCAAAUAUAUUUUUCUCAAUUUUAAAUCCACAGCUAUUUUAUUGAGUGAAAAGUCUUGAGCUGGAAAGGGUUCAAGAAUAAUGUUGCAUUUCCUUAUGUCUCAGGAAAAAAAACACUUUUUAUGGUAACUUGUCAGACUGUAUGAACAAAACCCACUUUUUUAGACAUUGAAGUCUUCUUUUCUUCAUGUGAUAUUUUAUACAAGAACACUUCAAAAUGUGUUAUUAGAUGUGACUGAUUUUAACAAAUCCUAUUAGAUUUGUAUCAACUAGUUACAUGUUAUAUUCAUAGUCUUUUGUGAAUCAUCGCCUUUUUGUUAAAAAAGAUGGCCUAUUCUGAGCCUUUGUAUGGGUACAUUCCUGUUUUCUGUGAUAAAAGUUUUAAAAGCUGUCCCAAACAAAAUGAAAAACAGAACCAAUGGCUACCAGAAGUAUGUUUUGUUUUAGUGUGUUACCGUUACUGUAUUUGUUUAUUGUAAAGGUGAACAUAUAGCGUUCAGUGCAGUUUUCAAUAAAAAGUGACAAUUUCUAUAA
Pogona vitticeps (central bearded dragon) is the source of this 4307-nucleotide messenger RNA. RefSeq names its product C-terminal binding protein 2 (gene CTBP2). Gene Ontology annotation, biological process: regulation of transcription by RNA polymerase II. The record is from RefSeq and is a predicted model, not a curated record. NCBI's taxonomy places the organism in Eukaryota, Metazoa, Chordata, Lepidosauria, Squamata, Agamidae. Gene Ontology annotation, molecular function: transcription coregulator binding; DNA-binding transcription factor binding; transcription corepressor activity. Gene Ontology annotation, cellular component: nucleus.